Molecule: messenger RNA, 1077 nt
Organism: Nymphaea colorata (pocket water lily)
Lineage: Eukaryota; Viridiplantae; Streptophyta; Magnoliopsida; Nymphaeales; Nymphaeaceae
Product: putative monoterpene synthase 8
Exons: 7
Coding region: 1-1077 (358 amino acids)
Molecular function (GO): terpene synthase activity; magnesium ion binding
Source: RefSeq, a predicted model, not a curated record
AUGGUUCAAGGUUUAGGUUGCAACAUCUCCAUCCUUAAAACUGAGGAACUCAAGGAGAAAGUAAGGAGGAAGUUCAAUGAUACCAACGACGAAUUCGACACUGACGAUCAUGACUUGCAUUCAGUAGCCCUUCGAUUCAGACUCUUACGGCAGCAUGGCUUCUGCGUCUCCCCAGAUGUAUUUCAAAGGUUCAAGGAUGAGGAAGGGAGAUUCGACCUCGGUUUGGCAAAAGAUGCAAGUGGUUUGAUGAGCCUGUAUGAAGCUGCACAGCUUGAACAUCCAGGAGAAGACAUCCUCGAAGAGGCCAAAAACUUUGCUACAUCACACCUUCAGGCAUUAGUUCCAUUUCUUGAACCCUCUCACGCCAAGCAAGUAGAGCAUGUGCUAGAGCACCCUUUCCAUAAGAGCUUGCCUAGGGUUGAGACAAGACGUUGGAUAGACAUUCUCCGAGAUGGCUGCGAAAUAGAUCGAGAUAUGGUAGAUCUAGCGAUAUUGGACUUCAACCACGUCCAGUCCAUUCACCAAACAGAGCUUAAAGAAUUUUCUCGGUGGUGGGAAGAGACAGGAAUAAGUAAGGAAAUGGGAUCUCUUGUAAGGAACCAACCUAUGCUUUGGUUCAUGUUAUCCUGUUUGGCGUUGCCAGAGCCACAGUUCUCAAGGUGCAGGAUUGAACUUGCCAAACUUACAGCGAUGGUCUUUGUAAUUGAUGAUUUCUUUGAUGUUUGUGGAGAGUUUGAAGAUCUGGUCCUCUUCACUGAAGCUGUCGACAGUUUGGACCCAACAUCUGUGGAGCCGCUUCCCAACUGCAUGAACUUGUGCUUCGUGGCUUUAAUGAACGUAGUGAAAAACGGAAUUGGAUUUUUGGCCCUUAAACCGCAGGGCAGCGUCGACAUACUCCAUCGUUCCAAUGCAAUGCAGAUGUCAAUUAUGAAGCCACUCAACGCCACUCCAAGACUCAUCCACCUUCCCGCAGCUAUAUUUCGACUGUGGGAUGAUCUUGGUACCUCCCAAGAUGAAAAAGAUCGAGGAUAUGAUGCUUCCUACAUAGAGUUCUAUAUAAAGGAGAACGACGUUUAG